GGCCCCCACCCAGCCCCCGCCACCCGCUGCCCCAGGACCUGCGCCUGCUACGUCCCCACCGAACUCCACUGCACCUUCCGCAGCCUCAGGGCCGUGCCCCACAUGCUGGACCCCAAGAUGGAGCGCGUGAACCUGGGGUUCAACCACAUCCGGGUCCUGACGCACGCUUCCUUCCCCGGUCUUGCGAGACUUCAGCUGCUGCUGCUGCACGGAAACGAGAUCGCGGACAUCGCCGAGGGCGCCCUGAGCGACCUGGGCGCACUGCAGAAAUCCCCACUUCCGGCCUCCACUACUUCGGCCUACCCACUUCCGUUUUCGACUGAGAGAUCCCCACUUCCGACUUCCACACCUCCGGUUUCCCCACAGACCUCCCCACUUCCGGUCUCCAGUCAGACCACCCCACUUCCGGUUACCACUCGGAGAUCCCCACUUCUGACUUCCACACUUCCGGUCUCCCCAUGGACCUCUCCACUUCCGGUUUCGACACGGACAUCCCCACUUCCGGCCUCCACCCCUCGAGCAUCCACUGCUCCGACCUCUGCACUUCCGUCCUCCUCACUUCCGGCCUCCUUACUUCCGGCUCCCAGGAGGCCUGGCGGCGGCCGCAGGCAGGGGCGACAGCACAAAGCUCACCGCGCCCGGCCGGGCCCCACGGUGAACCCCCGUGACCCCGUGGUCACGACCCUGCAUGGCCGUGCCCCGGAUGUCCUCCCUUCCCAUCCUGCGGCUUCCCCCGAUGGUGACCCGGGGACCUUUGACCCGCGACCCCCGGCCCCGCCCGCCGUGACCCCGCCCCGUGGCGUCUGGAACGAGCUGGACACGGGCGUGGAGCUGACCCCGGCGGCGCCCGACACGCGUGGAACGGACACGAGUGGAUCUGACUCUGGCACGAUGGACACGCUUGGAAAUGUCACGCGUGGAUCUGAAACUCACACGAUGGUCACACGUGUAAAUAUCACUCGUGAAAGGGACACGAUCACAUCCCUUCCACACUCACCUGAUACACAUGAAGCGCGCAUGCGUGGCUCUGACACACGUGGAAAUGUCAUGCACGCCUCCCCCGCUCCCCCCGUGCUGCGCGAGGCGCCCACGGAGUUCGUGUCGGCCCACGCGGGCCUCACCCUGCACCUGCCCUGCACAGCCCAGGCCUGGCCCCCUGUGGCCCUGCACUGGCGUCUGCCUGACGGGACCCACGCGAGACCCGUGCAUGCGCACACGCACCCUCGACUCAGUGACGUCUACGUCCUCCCCAAUGGCACGCUGGUGCUGCGCCGCCUGCAGGCCCCGCGCCAUGCCGGUGAGUACGAGUGCGUGGCCGCCAACGCGCUGAGCAGCGCGAGACGCACUGUGCACGUCGAAGUCACGCCCGCGCCCGCGCGUCUCCCCCCCAGCGUCCGACCCCGAGGCCCGCUCGCCACGCGCGUGCCCCACGGCGCUGACCUCACGCUGCACUGCCACGCGCGCGGGGAUCCCGCCCCACGCGUGUUCUGGAGGCUGCCAGACGGGCACCUGGUGGAUGCUGGGAGCAGCUCUGACAUCCGGGUCCGCGCCUUUUCCAACGGCACUCUCUCCGUGCGUCCGGUGACGUCACGUGAUGCGGGGGAGUACGUGUGCGUGGCGCGCAACGCGGCGGGCGACGCGCAUGCACGGCUGCGCGUGGAGUUGAUGGCUGGGCCAGGUGCCUCCUAUCUGCAACCCGGGCUUCCCGUGACCCCCGUGACCCCCGUGACCCAGGACGCCGACCCCAGGGAGGACUGCACUGCCUACCACCGCCUCCAGGUCCCAUCCGGUGUCCUGGAAGACCCGGAUGUUCGGGUCGCGAGGCCUGAUGGGAGUGUGGGGAACUGGGACCUGGGGCCUGGGUUAGACCUCGGAUGUGUGACCACAGCUGGGGGGGCGGGGCCUGGGGCGGGUUCUUCCUCUUCCUCUCAGUCACUUCCCUCUCCGUCCCCUACGGCGCCCCAGUGA
Messenger RNA from Dipodomys spectabilis (banner-tailed kangaroo rat), 1968 nucleotides. RefSeq names its product matrix-remodeling-associated protein 5-like. The record is from RefSeq and is a predicted model, not a curated record. NCBI's taxonomy places the organism in Eukaryota, Metazoa, Chordata, Mammalia, Rodentia, Heteromyidae. Gene Ontology annotation, molecular function: protein binding. The coding region runs from base 103 to 1968 and encodes 621 amino acids. The transcript is spliced from 6 exons.